ACUCGUUCGCGAAUGCAUCCUUUUCGGUGGCUCCCGCGAUAAUGACGGUGAUCCGGUAGAUCCGUCACGCCGCCUUUUCCGUCCGGCGAGUGCGACGCACUUGCAGAGAUAUAGGGGGAAAAUAGAAGAAAAUUGAGUAAAGUUGGUGCGCGUAUUUUCUGAAACCGCGGGGAUCCGAGAGAGGUGCGGAUAUUCCCGCUCUGGAUCGUGAUAAAUUUCACACAGAGGUACGGCGAAAUGGAGAGUCGCUUCCAGGGCAGAACGCCGGAGGACGACGUGAUCGGGCAGUUGCAAAGUAACAAACGAUCCCCGAUGACGCUAAACGUCAGCGGACUGUGGGACGUGGUUCCACGGUUGGAUUAUUAUAGGGUGAGCCGUCGCGUGAAGAGGCCAUCGUUGAACACUUUGCACGAGGGAAAUCUCACAAAGGACGCCAAUGUCGAGUGCGGGCAGCAGCAGGUCGGGAACGUCGGAGGUCAGCAGCAGCAGCAGCAGCAGGGCCACGUCGGAAUAAAAUUAGGAUGGAUCCAGGGCGUCCUCAUACCGUGUCUGCUGAACAUAUGGGGCGUUAUGCUGUUUCUGCGACUCUCGUGGGUGGUCGCGCAGGCCGGCAUUCUACAGAGUAUCGUCAUUAUCGGGAUAUCGGCGGUCGUCUGCGUCAUUACGACGCUUAGCCUCAGCGCAAUUAGCACUAAUGGGGAAGUAAAGGGAGGUGGAAUAUACUUCAUCAUAUCCCGAUCUCUCGGGCCGGAGUUCGGCGCGUCGGUUGGCAUCGUGUUCGCAUUCGCGAACGCGGUAGCGGCUUCUAUGAACACAAUCGGCUUCUGCGAUUCUCUGAACGACUUGCUAAAGACGUACGGCUUGAAGAUCAUAGAUAAUGGCGUGAAUGACGUUAGAAUCGUCGGUAUGAUAGCGCUGGUCGUUAUGAUCCUUAUCUGCGCGGUCGGCAUGGAGUGGGAAUCAAAGGCGCAAAAUUUUCUCAUCGCCGUAAUCGUGGGCGCUAUCUUCGAUUUCCUCAUCGGGACCAUCAUGGGCCCGAAAACUCCGGAGCAGGAAGCGAAAGGUUUCAAGGGAUUCUCUGCGGAGGUGUUUAUGAAUAAUCUCGAGGCGGAUUAUCGGUUUUCCGAGAAUAAGAAUCAAACAUUCUUCACCGUGUUCUCAAUAUUUUUCCCAUCUGUCACCGGGAUUCAAGCAGGCGCUAAUAUAUCCGGUGAUCUGAAGGAUCCAGGUAGCAGCAUACCGAUCGGGACUCUCCUCGCCUUGCUGAUCUCCAUGCUCAGUUAUAUAACGUUUGUCUUUUUCGCCGGUGGCGCGGCCGCCAGAGACGCAGGCGGUUUGGUGAACAAUACUAUCGCGAAUUGCACUGCCGGGAUCAACUGCACUUACGGACUACAUAACAGUUAUUCGGUCAUGCAAUUGAUGUCUCUUUGGGGCCCGUUAAUUUACGCGGGAUGCUUCGCAGCCACCCUGUCGACGGCGCUGACGAAUUUAUUAUCCGUGCCGCGGCUCAUUCAGGCUCUCGGUCAGGAUAAAAUUUAUCCCGGCCUGAUUUAUUUCAGUAAAGGAUACGGGAAGUCCGGCGAGCCUUACCGAGGGUACGUUCUAACCUUCGGCGUCGCCGGUCUCUUUCUCUUAAUCGCCAAUCUCAACGCAGUCGCGCCGCUGAUCUCGAACUUUUACUUAGCGUCGUACGCCUUAAUCAACUUCUGCACUUUUCACGCGGCGUUGAUUCGAUCGCUCGGAUGGCGACCCAGUUUCAAGUAUUACAACACCUGGCUGUCUCUGUUCGGUUUUAUCAUUUGCGUGGCGAUUAUGUUCCUCAUCGACUGGGUGACUUCGCUCGUCACCUUCGUCAUCAUCUUCGCGUUAUACCUGAUAGUAGUCUACCGCAAGCCGGAUGUCAAUUGGGGCAGCAGCACGCAAGCUCAAACCUACAAGACGGCGCUUUCCGUCGUGUACAAAUUGAAUAGCAUGGACGAGCAUGUGAAGAAUUACGCGCCGCAAAUUCUGGCGCUCACCGGCCCACCUGGCGCGAGACCAGCGCUGAUACAUCUGGCGAACCUCAUCACGAAGAAUAAUUCUUUGCUGAUCUCCGGCGAGGUCUUCCCGACGCGGCUGUCGUAUCGCCUGCGCUCCGUACGUCUGAGAAACGGUUACACGUGGUUGUAUCAGAAUCGUAUCAAAUCAUUCUACCACAUGGUGGAGGAUAUGAGCCUCGAGCGAGGUGCAGCCGCCUUGAUGCAGGCCAGCGGGGUUGGCAGAUUAGCUCCCAAUGUGGUCCUCAUGGGUUACAAGACUCAUUGGUCGACGUGCAAUCACAAGGACCUGCAGGAAUAUUUCAACGUUCUCCACAAUGCCUUCGACCACAAGCUGGCUGUGGCUAUUUUGAGAAUCGCCGAUGGCCUGGACUAUUCCGGCGCGACGAGCGCGAAUGGAGACGACGAACACGGAAACCUCGCUCAGAGCAGCUACGAUCUGGCGGGGAACACCUUGAUGCACGCCGACAGCGAUCUUUCCAUGAGCACGCAGAUUCCCAGAGUGCAGAGUGUGCCGACGAUAGGCACGUCGUUCGUCACACCCACCGACGUCCCAAAUGUGAUGAGGGAUUCGCCGAUACACUGGAACGCCCGGGGGAAUUUAAAGCAGAAGAAAAAGCUCGCCCUCGACAGGAUGUUCGACAAGCACAACGGUAUGGCCUCUAUAUCGGAGAACAUGACGAUCUUCCAGAAGAAGCACAAACAGGGCACGAUUGACGUAUGGUGGUUGUACGAUGACGGAGGUCUGACAAUCCUCCUGCCGUAUAUACUCAGCACACGGUCUGGUUGGGAGCAUUGCAAAAUGACGAUAUUCGCUUUGGCCAAUCAUAAACAGAACAUCGAUGCUCAGGAGAAGGAAAUGAUUGAGAUAAUGCGCAAAGCUCGAAUCAAAUACAGCGGCUUAAAGAUGGUGGACGGCAUCUGCGUCGAGCCGCAACAGGAGACGCAGUCCUUCUUCGACAAGUUGAUAUCCGACUUCCGGAUGAACAAUUCUUCGGACAAUUCCGAAUGCUGCGUGACCGACCUCGAGCUGCAGACUUUACGGGAAAAGACCCAUCGGCAGCUGCGACUGCGUGAGUUGCUGUUGGAGAACUCGAGUCAGUCUACCUUGGUAGUAAUGUCUUUACCGAUGCCAAGGAAGGGCGCGGUCUCGGCGCCGUUGUACAUGGCCUGGCUGGAGUCACUCACAAGGGACAUGCCGCCCACAAUCUUAGUCCGUGGAAAUCACACAUCCGUGUUGACGUUCUACUCGUAGUCUACCGUAUCCUGGUUUAGGUAUAAUUCAAGUUCGCGUGUGAACCCUGACGCCGCGGGAAGUCUCUCUCAAGCGAGGAGAAACUUUUCCAAUGUGAACGCACAGUAUUUGGAAUAUUUAUGCCAAAACUAAUGUAGAUACGCCCAAUAACUUCUUCGACGCGUUUCUGUUUCCCCCUUUCUUUUCUUUUUUCUUUUUACCUGUACUUAAAGUCCACCUUGUAUUUAAUUUUAUCGAUUGUAAGUUAUAGAGAAUUAAGGGGCUCUUCACGACCAUAAGUGUGUGUUAAGCCGGACAACUCUAGUACCUGUCUAGGACAGUCUUUCUGUACUGUUUUCAAUUACUCGACUAGUCUUGCGUUUCAAUUAAUGAAAUAACUACCAACGAUCGAGCGGAAAUGAACGAAGACUCUUUUUAGUCAAGGUGAACAUCGAAGCGAAAACAUAAGUAACAAUGUGUCUGUAAUUUUUCACGAUUACUUGGUUGAUGAAAAAUUCAGUAUUAUACGAGUUACUUGUACACGAUACAAAUAGCAAGUGAAAUUUCAUUGCGAUGUACGAAAACAUGGUUUGGAAAAUAACGAAUGAUAACUUAGAUAAUGUUACACGCAUUUUUGACACAAGUAGAAAUAAAUGCAUAACGGCCAAGCCUCACAAAGCCUUUCACAAGAAAUAUUCACGUGUAUAUGACCAGUUGGCAUCGGUAAUUAAAAAAAAAAAAACCGCCGGUAGUUUGUAUAAAAUUAGAGCGUUAACGUAGUUAAGCACUUAAUAUUGGUUUUUUAAGGUUUUAUAAAUUAAUGCAGCAAGAGAUUAUAUAUAUUAUAGAAAAUAUGUCUACAUUUUAUUCAUAAUUACUCUAUUAUUGCGAAUACAUGUACAUAUAUUUUUUGAGUUGAGAUAGUUUCGCUUCUUAGUUAUUAAAAAUUGUAAAGACGAAAUAUAUAUUUAUAUGUAGAGAUAUUGAUAUAAAUAUAUAAAAGACAUAUUUUAAAUAUAUAUUGUACAAGUGAAAUAUAAACGCGCACGAAACACGGUGACUUCGAAAACAAGGAUGUCAUAUCAUUUCCCAAAUAUAGUGAGAAACUACUCCGUUGAAAAAAAAAAAAGGA
Messenger RNA from Dinoponera quadriceps, 4402 nucleotides. It is a transcript of the gene NKCC, whose product is annotated as bumetanide-sensitive sodium-(potassium)-chloride cotransporter. The transcript has 19 exons. Gene Ontology annotation, biological process: potassium ion import across plasma membrane; chloride transmembrane transport; cell volume homeostasis. The record is from RefSeq and is a predicted model, not a curated record. Lineage: Eukaryota; Metazoa; Arthropoda; Insecta; Hymenoptera; Formicidae. Gene Ontology annotation, cellular component: membrane. The coding region runs from base 238 to 3291 and encodes 1017 amino acids. Gene Ontology annotation, molecular function: sodium:potassium:chloride symporter activity.